CCCAUCGCCGAGCUCUCAUUCCUAAGCGCGCUCUCUCUCGUCUUCGGUGUUUUUGCGGCGCUGUGGGAAUCCCAAUUCAGGAAGGAAGCGAGACGAUUUUUCUUUGUUGCUGGCGGUGAUCGGACGGCGGAGAUGAGCUGCAACGGUUGCCGAGUCCUGCGAAAGGGUUGCAGCGAGAGCUGCGUGCUGAGGUCGUGCCUGCGGUGGAUCCCCUCCCCUGAAGCCCAGGGCAACGCCACCCUCUUCCUCGCCCGUUUCUUCGGCCGCAGCGACCUCCUCUCCCUAGUCACCGCCGUCCCCGAUUCUCAGCGUCCCGCUCUGUUUCAAAGUCUACUAUUCGAGGCGUGCGGGCGGACGGUGAACCCGGUCGGCGGGGCGGUGGGGCUGCUCUCGAGCGGCAACUGGCACGUGUGCGAGGCGGCGGUCGAGACGGUGCUCGACGGCGGCGUCGUCCAGCCCCUCGGCGGCGCCGGCCUGGGCUUUGGGCUCGACCAGUCGGCAGACUCGCCGUCCCCCCCGAGCACUUGCAGGGGGCGGAGCCUGCAGCAGCAGUCCCUGCAAGUGCCAGCGUCGAUUCAGGUGGACGUCAACCUCCCCCUCUACGACCCGAACCUCAGCCUCAAGGCGAAAUUGCCUGGGAAGAGACGCGGCAAGAGGAGCCACUUGAUGGAGAAUUGGCCGACCAGGACGACGGCGAUGACCAUCGUGAGCUCCGAGGCAUCGGAGGUGAUCGACCCCAGGAACGGUUACGAUCAAGGCGUGGGUCAAGAGAUGAAGCUCCUGAAUCUGUUCGUAUGAGAGCAGAGCAAUAAUUUUGGGGACGAUUUUGGCAUUUUGUUUUUCCUUUCAUUUUUGGUUUUUUUUUUUUUUUCAGUUGGAUGGUGGGGGAUAAACCGGCUGUGUAAAAGUGUAGUAAUGAAUGAGGGACGAGCGACCGGCCGGAAUUUUGCUCCGGCGGGGUUUUGGUUAAUGGUAUCAGAGUCUAGAUAAAACAGAAAUAACCUUAACCGAGAGAAUCUUACAUGUAAUGUCUUUUUGAUUUAUUGUAAGAUGAUUUCGGUA
Messenger RNA from Rhodamnia argentea, 1062 nucleotides. RefSeq names its product LOB domain-containing protein 37-like. NCBI's taxonomy places the organism in Eukaryota, Viridiplantae, Streptophyta, Magnoliopsida, Myrtales, Myrtaceae. Gene Ontology annotation, biological process: regulation of gene expression. Bases 133 to 798 code for a protein of 221 amino acids. The transcript is spliced from 2 exons. The record is from RefSeq and is a predicted model, not a curated record.